UUGGUUCUGAAAUCACAGGAAAAAGCCAAAAGCAAGCUGCCACCUUCAUUAAACAAUCUCUGUUUCUUCUGAUUUCUGGAAUUUCAUUGCUUUCAGAGAAGGAACAGGGGGGAUUCAAACAUUUCAAAGUUAUGUAUGUGUUUUUGUGUUUGUGUUUGUGUUUGUUUUUUGUGGUGGGGCUCUCUUUCUUUCUUUCUUUCUUUCUUUCUUUCUCACAUACACACAUACAUAGACUAAGAAUCAAAGCAAAGAAAGAGAGACGUGGGAAACCAGCAAGGAAACAAUACAUUUAUUUUCAGGAAAUGCAGAGCCAAGUGAGUAGUACAACUACUAAUAGUAAUCUCUUAUCUGUUGAUGCAAAGCCAAGGCUCAAAUGGACUAGAGAACUCCAUGAACGUUUUGUUCAUGCUGUUUCUCAACUUGGAGGAGUUGAGAAAGCUACACCAAAAUCAGUAAUGAGAAUGAUGGGAGUUCCUGGACUCACUCUGUAUCAUUUGAAGAGUCACUUGCAGAAAUACAGACUUUCAAAGAUUAGAGAUCAUGACAGCAAAAAACAAGAGAUUUGUGAGCUUGAUGAUGCAUGCAAACAACAGUCCAUGAAUGAGACUGUGUUAAGAAUCCAAAUGGAAGUGCAGAGGAAAUUGCAGGAACAAAUAGAGGUACAGAAGCACUUGCAAAUAAGAAUUGAAGCACAAGGGAAGUAUCUGCAGGCAGUGUUGAGAAAAGCACAAGAAACACUGGCAAGUUAUGCAUCAAAUUCAAUGGGAGUUGAAGAAGCAAAAGCAGAGAUAACAGAGCUGGUUUGUGCAGUGGAUAGUGAGUGUUUGAGCUCUGGUUUCAUGGUGACAAAGAGAGAGACAAGACAACAGCAUGGUGAUUGCUCCAUUGAUAGUUGCUUGACAACCUGUGAGAAGACAGAAGGGAAUAAUGAAGAGUUUGGUGAGACUAAUCCAGAUUGCAGGAAAGUAUGUGAUCAAGAGGAACAGAGAUUUCAAGAGAAACAAGAGUUUGAUCUUAAUAGUUAGCUUGGGUUUCUUUUUUCCCUUCUUUCUUUUUUAAUCUUUUUAAAUGUAAUUUGUGUGUAUGGGAUAUGAAUAGAAUGGGGAAUCUGACAAAGGUUUGCAGA
Messenger RNA from Dioscorea cayenensis subsp. rotundata (Guinea yam), 1126 nucleotides. Its product is annotated as myb-related protein 2-like. The transcript has 6 exons. Lineage: Eukaryota; Viridiplantae; Streptophyta; Magnoliopsida; Dioscoreales; Dioscoreaceae. Gene Ontology annotation, molecular function: DNA binding; DNA-binding transcription factor activity. The coding region runs from base 132 to 1025 and encodes 297 amino acids. The record is from RefSeq and is a predicted model, not a curated record.